Molecule: messenger RNA, 688 nt
Organism: Coccinella septempunctata (seven-spotted ladybird)
Lineage: Eukaryota; Metazoa; Arthropoda; Insecta; Coleoptera; Coccinellidae
Gene: Sod1
Product: superoxide dismutase [Cu-Zn]
Exons: 2
Coding region: 129-590 (153 amino acids)
Biological process (GO): removal of superoxide radicals
Molecular function (GO): superoxide dismutase activity; copper ion binding
Source: RefSeq, a predicted model, not a curated record
CGGCAUACUGUUGACAUUUUUAUUUCAUUGCCAUAUCAAUAAUUAUCGAUAUCAGGAGGAUUUCAGCAUUUAUUCCAUCAUUUUAUCAAGUCAUUCUGCUUGUGUAACAUCUCAGAAGCUCUUCCAUCAUGUCCACUAAAGCAGUUUGCGUUUUAAAAGGCGAAGUCGUCAACGGAACUCUGUUUUUCUGCCAGGAUUCUAAAGGGCCUGUCAAGGUUACCGGUGAGGUAAACGGGCUAUCUAAAGGGCUUCACGGCUUCCACGUUCACGAGUUCGGCGACAACACCAACGGAUGCAUUUCUGCUGGUGCACAUUUUAACCCUCUGAACAAAGAACAUGGGGGCCCCAAACACGAAAUUAGGCAUGUUGGUGAUUUAGGAAACAUCGAAGCUGGAGCUGACGGAGUUGCCAAAGUCAGCAUUACGGAUAGCAUGAUCUCCUUACAAGGAGACCACAGCAUCAUUGGUCGUACUCUUGUGGUGCAUGCAGAUCCUGAUGACUUGGGAGACGGUGGUCAUGAACUCAGCAAAACCACUGGAAAUGCCGGAGCCCGAGUUGCCUGCGGUGUUAUUGGUAUUGCCAAGAUGUAAAGAGUAUUUUUUGAGGUUUUUGUGAAAAUGGUUAUGUUUAUUAUUUCUAAAAUUUGUGUUUCUAUUGAUGAGAUGAAUAUAAAUAAAGAUGUUAGGAU